This is a messenger RNA of Insectozyma verbasci, 783 nucleotides long. NCBI's taxonomy places the organism in Eukaryota, Fungi, Ascomycota, Pichiomycetes, Serinales, Debaryomycetaceae. The record is from the annotation of a GenBank genome assembly.
AUGUCAUCAUCAUUAAUAUUGCCAGGCGAUAAUUUAGAAAUUGAAGAUAUAUCACAAUAUAAAACUACAAUAGGACCAGGUAUAUAUAAAUUCCCUACAAGAGAACCAAAAUUCAUUCCAACUCAACCUGGUAUAUUAAAUCACUCCACACAAUCAAAUAAACAAUUAAUUUACAUUGAAUCAAAUUCAAAAAGGUAUAUUCCACAUAAAAAUGACCUUGUAAUAGGUAUAGUAGUAGGUUCAAUUGGUGAAUUUUACAAAGUACAGUUACAAGAUUUUUCAACACCGGUGUUAUUAAACUUUAUGAGUUUUGCAAAUGCUACAAAAAAAAAUAGACCAAAUUUGAAAAAUGGUCAAGUCGUAUAUGGAAAAGUCACAGUUGAUUCAAUAGAAAUUGAAAAUGAAAUAGAAUGUAUUGAUGAAGGGUGUGGAGUAUUAGAUGAUUCAGGAUACGUUUUCAACGUUAAUUUAAAUUUUGCAAGAGAAUUAUUAUAUGAUGCCAAUUCCAUAUUUUUAAAAUUGUUAGCUAAUAAGUGUCAAUUUGAGAUUGCCAUUGGUAUAAAUGGGAAAAUAUGGUUGAAAUGUGGUGAAGGUGUAAAGAAAGAAGUAAAAGAAAGUGAGAAUAAAGAAGAUGAAGAUGAUGAUAUGGAUAUUGAUUCUACAAAUGUUAAAGAUUUGAAAUAUACUUUGGCUGCUGUAGAAUAUUUGAAGAAGGCUCAAUUUGUAAAACAAGACGAGUUGAAGCAGGUUUUAAAUGUGUGUUUUAAAAAUGUAGAGAAUUAA